UGAAAUUUCCACACCAGGAAGUCAUGAAGUAUUUCACCUUUAUGUUUGCAAGUUGACUUGUCUACAACAAUAAUGCAUUGAUAACACUGUAUAGAUGGACUAGAAGUUCCUAGUUAGUUACACAUCACAAAGAAAUAACUCAACAAGAUAUGGUAUACCAACAAUUGCUAACACCUUUCUGCUUCUAUUCACUUAUUAUUAUACUUCUUGUUCAGCAAUCGCAGCUUACUGUCUUCGCAUUUGCUGGGAAACAUCUCUGUGCCCGCGAUGACGCUUUGUAUUUGCUUCAGUUUAAGCAAGGCUUCACAGCUGUUGGUUCAAAUUUUAAUGACUGUGACGCCCGAGACAAGACUUUGUCCUGGAAUGUUACAGGAGACUGUUGUGAAUGGGAUGGUGUUACUUGUGAUGUAUUUUCGGGUCAUGUCAUAGGCCUUGAUAUCUCAUGCAGCUUACUUUUUGGAGCAAUCGAUGCUAACAAUAGCCUCGCAAAACUUGGUCAUCUCGAAAGACUCAACCUAGCUUUCAACCAGUUGGAUGACUUUCCACUUGGAAAUAGCAUUAGUGAACUCAGUAGCUUGACGCAUCUCAAUCUUUCAGCUUCUGGAUUUAAUGGAGGGACGAUGAUCCCACCAGGAUUAUCCGAGUUGUCUAAGUUGGUUUCACUUGACCUAUCCAGGCAUUACAACGAUCUCCAAGUUGGUCGAACAACUUUACAAAGUUUGCUUCGAAACUUAACCAACUUAGAGGUACUGUUGAUUGACAAUGUAGACGGUGAACCAGCUGAGUUACCUACGAAUUUUUCUUCUUCCCUUAGGUACUUAAGUCUUCCAGGCACCAACAUGUUUGGGGACAUAAGUGAUUCACAACUUUUUCAUCUACCAAACUUGCAAGUGCUCAAUUUGGCAAGGAAUCCUUCAAUAACAGGCACUUUGCCAAAUUUCAACUGGAGUUUCAGUGGAAGUAUUUUAGAGUUGGACUUUACCAAUACUCGAAUUGUUGGGAAGUUACCUGAUUCAAUUGGCAACCAUCGUUCUCUUUGGUAUUUGAACCUCAAGUAUUGUACUCUAUCUGGCUCGAUACCAGAAUCCUUCGGCAACCUCACUGCAAUGAGAGAGUUGACGCUUUCAUAUAACAGCUUAACGGGUAAUGUUCUCUCGAGUAUCUCAAAAUUAAACAAACUUGUUCAUUUAGACCUCACUGACAACCACUUUCAAGGCUCGUUUCCAGAGUCUAUUGGCAACCUGACUGCACUCAAAAAGUUGAGGCUUCCAUUCAACAACUUCACGGGCGUAGUUCCCUCAACAUUCUCAAAGCUAAACAAACUCGUUGAGUUAGAUCUCUCUUCCAACCAUUUCCGCGGCUACAUUCCAGAAUCCAUUGGUAACCUCACUUCAAUCAGAACGUUGACACUUUCAUCCAACAACUUCACUGGUUAUGUUCCCUCGACUCUCGGAAAGCUGAACAAACUUCAGCUCUUAUCUCUCUCUUUCAAUAAUUUUGAAGGCUCGAUUCCGGACAUCUUUGCCAACUUUUCAGAGCUAACUGAAUUAGGUCUUGGUACUAACAAUUUCACUGGAUCAUUCCCCUAUUCAAUUGCAUCCUUGACUAGCCUUGUAAUUGUAGAGUUGCAAAACAAUUCACUAACCGGUCCACUUCCCUCUAAUAUAAGCGGACUUCAAAAGUUACAGCAACUUGAUUUGUCCUUCAAUCAUUUCACUGGUGCAACACCCUCUUGGCUAUUCCACCGUGUAUGGUAUUUAUACCUUCAACACAAUCAAUUUACUGGAAAAUUGCCGAAUGAGCGCAAGAGCAACUACUCAAGUUCCGUUAAACUAGAUCUUUCAUACAACAAGUUGUACGGUGAAAUCCCUGAUUGGAUAUUGUCCAUGAGCGUUGGAGUAGCCUACCUGGAUCUCUCUCAUAACUUUCUCACAGGCUUUGAAAACCAAGUAUGGCGCUCAGAGUACUUGUUCUACCUUAACUUGGAGAACAAUUUUCUUCGAGGGCCUUUGCAUCAAUCCAUUUGCGACAUGAUUAACCUUCAACUCCUGAUUUUGGCUCAGAACAAUUUCAGUGGUUCAAUUCCAGGAUGUUUAGGUAACUCCAGUAGCCGCAUUUCUAUUCUAGACUUGCGAAUGAACAAGUUUCAUGGAGAGAUACCGAGAUUCUUACCUACAGGGUUACAAUAUCUUGGUUUAUAUGGCAAUCAAUUCGGGGGACAAGUCCCGCAAUCCUUGGUGAAUUGUACAAGCUUGCAAGCUCUUGAUUUAGGGAAUAACAAGAUAAACGACACAUUUCCCAUAUGGCUGGAGAAACUUCCAAACCUACAAGUUAUGAUCCUAAAAUCAAAUCUCUUUCACGGUCCAAUUGGUGAUUUGGAAUCCGAGUUUCCAUUUCCUGAGUUACGAAUCUUUGAUCUUUCUUUCAAUGGGUUCACUGGAACUUUGCCAUCUAAUCUUUUCAAAAGUUUUAAAGGUAUGCUGGACGUGGAUGAAGAAAAAGCAGGAACCACUCGAGAUAGGAUUAGCUGGGAUUACCCUUACCAUGUUAGUUUGGUGAUAAAAGGUAAUGAAUUUGACAUGAGAAUCACGCCAAUUAUGACGAGUAUUGAUUUAUCAAGCAACAGAUUUGAAGGAGAUAUUCCAAAUUCCAUUGGAAGUCUGAGCUCACUUGUGUUACUCAACGUAUCUCACAACAACUUUCGCGGUUAUAUUCCUGAAGAAAUCGCAAAGUUGCAUGACCUCGAGGCAUUAGAUCUCUCAUGGAACAAACUCACUGGAGAAAUUCCUGGUCAGUUUUCGAGUCUGACAUUUCUCGCGGUCUUAAACCUUUCGUACAAUCAUCUUGCCGGGCGCAUUCCUCUUGGGAAGCAGUUCAACACAUUUUCAAAUGAUUCGUACUGUGGAAAUCCUGAUUUAUGUGGAUUUCCGCUAUCAAUGGAAUGUGGAAACAAUAAUGUAUCGGAUGAGUCAGAUGACGACGAUAACGAUGAAUCAUUUUUUGCCAGUGGGUUCUCAUGGCAAUCUGUGGUCAUAGGGUAUGGUUGUGGUAUGAUUUUUGGAUUGUUCAUAGGGGGCCUCAUGUGCCUACUGGAUAAACCAAAAUGGUUUGUGAACUUUGCUGAAGAUAUUGCACAGCAAAUUGUUUACAGGAAGCGAACAAGGCAAAAGGAGAGAUGCCAAAGACACGGCUUAAGAAUGACAUAGCAAUAUACCAGAUAAUGCUGGAGAAUUGGACAAAUUUUUACACACUAUUUUUCCUAUUAGCAAGUUAGUGGCAAUAGAUGUUCUGGCAAAUAACAAUGGAUGUAUCUGUUUCUUUACUUUAUGCCCAUGGUUGCCAACUACCUAUGUUACAGUUGAUUUCUACACUGUUUGGAAUGGUUGUUACAUAGUCUCAGAAUGUAUCCUGUUAUAUUGAUUUUGCUGUAUUGUUAGUUUGGUAAUAUGUAUCCUCUAUUGUCUA
Capsicum annuum is the source of this 3465-nucleotide messenger RNA. RefSeq names its product receptor-like protein 43. The transcript is spliced from 2 exons. Lineage: Eukaryota; Viridiplantae; Streptophyta; Magnoliopsida; Solanales; Solanaceae. The coding region runs from base 150 to 3206 and encodes 1018 amino acids. Gene Ontology annotation, molecular function: protein binding. The record is from RefSeq and is a predicted model, not a curated record.